This is a messenger RNA of Notodromas monacha, 992 nucleotides long. NCBI's taxonomy places the organism in Eukaryota, Metazoa, Arthropoda, Ostracoda, Podocopida, Cyprididae. The record is from the annotation of a GenBank genome assembly.
AUGGCAGCAGCAUCCAGCAUUUCAGCCAUAAAAGUAGACACGCCACGAGUUGCGUCGUCUCCGGCUCCAACACGUGCCAAAAUUCCGUCACGCACCGAAAUCACGGCUUCGUCGCACGCGACGAAGCUUCCCAGUUGUGCCAUUAAAACAGCACAGCCCACCGAUCGAAUAAACGUGCUUUUACCUCCCAUAUUCGGACCCGAAAUCCGACCCUCGGAAGCCGGAAGUAUCUUCGGCCUAACAUACGGGAUUGGCACUGAUGUCGCAGCUGCUGCAAAAGCGCACAAAAUGUCCAAUUCUGCCGUGAUGUCGUUAAUUGCUUGCAUGGUGUCGAGAUCUUCAUCAACCCCAGUUUUGAUGACGAAUUCCCCAUUGGCAGCCUUGUCCAAAUCCACAGAAAACUCGAUCAUCUGCAACAACUUGGACGUGCCGACAAACUGCUGUUGCAGGGGUUGCACAAACAUGGCGUCGAUCGUGGAAAUAUGCGUCCCUUGGAUGUGCGCCACUUUGGCGAUCGCCGCUGGAUUUCCUCAAGCUCCGCAAAAACCACAGCUGCCACAGCCUCCUCCUGCACUGAGAGACAGCAAAUCUUACCUGAACCCCUUCGUACCCACUCUGACCUACUCUUUGCCAUACAACUUCCAAUACUCGGCUCCUCACUACGUCUUCCCACUUCCGGAUUCCAUCAAAUCAUCCGAGGUCAAGAAACCUGGCCCAGAAAAAGUGGAAAACCCAGUUGAAUAUACCGAAAAGCCCAAAGAAGAGAAGAAGGAAGAAUUCGUGAAUUUCGUCAAAUACGCUCAUCCAGUGUAUCCCCAGUUUUACCGCUUUCCAAAUUCUCCGGUUUACAGCCCUGUCUUUCCUUUCCCAGCAGCCCCAUACCGUUUUUUCGAUUUUUGAAUUGAAACAAUAACAAAAAAGACAUGGUGUCACAGCUCAAAAUCCUCAAAACCCGAUGAUCAAUAAAACAAUCCCAUUCUCUACAACAAACA